UAAUACUUUGAACGUAAUAAAAUCUGUGUCGCAUUGCAUGUUACGAAAUAGGAUCUGCCAAACAAGACAGUCUGAAAUAUGUUUCAAACGGUGCCGGUUGAUCAAAGAAAAGAUGUUCCUUUCGUCAGUUUUUAUUGUUCUUCUUUAUUCUAUCUGUACAUCAAGUGUCACCGAUCAGACACAACACGUUUUCAGCGAAACGUAUUCGAUUAAUUUGAUUAAUUGUCCGAACGAUAAAAAGUGUACAUUUGUCGAGCAUUGUCCCGCUAUUCUGAAUUUAAUGAAUCACAAUCUACUGCCGAUUCAUAGAUUUCGACAAGCGAUUUGUGGUUACGAGAACAUAAAACCAAAAGUGUGCUGCGACGUGGAUAGCAAUAUGGUGAACUCAUUUUUUACCCAAAAGGAUGGUACAUCUUUUACGAGAUCGAAUCUAAUUCCAGAAUGUGGCAGGAGCUUCGUUCAUGGUGAUGUUAACUCUAUAGGAAUGUACCCUUUUGUUGCAAGAAUUGGAUUUAAAAGUAACACAGGGCAAAUAAAGUAUCCUUGUAACGGUGUAAUUUUGAAUCAGCGCACGAUAUUAACUACUGCCAGUUGCGCACUUGCAAAGUCUAGUAUUUAUCAAUUGGAUUCUGUGCUUGUUGGUGAGUUUAAUACUGAUACUGAUCCUGAUUGCAAUACACAGAAAAUUAAUAUAUCGUACGUGAUAAAACAUCCCAACUAUCGAUCUGAUACUUUUGCGAAUAAUAUAGCGAUGUUACGUUUAAAAGAAUCAAUACAAUAUACUGUAACGGCACAGCCUGUGUGUCUUUUACCAAGAGAUGGAUAUGUAAAUGUAGGAAUGAAUCCUAUUCUUGUCGGAUGGGGUAAGCUGGCAAGCCAGAAAGUGAACACUUGUAAGCAACAAUUGCUGAAAAUGAGAAUUGUAUCAACUGAAGAAUGCAUGAAUUAUUACAACCAAGGAUCAACAGUCGAAUUGUGCACGAUAGGGGAUGAAGAGCCAUGUUCAGGAUACAACGGAAGUCCCCUUUUAUUUAAAUACGACGAUACAUAUUUCUUGUUAGGCAUUUUAUCGUACGGUUCCGACUGCAGCAUGACCAACAACUUCCCCUCAGUCUUCGUGAAUAUACAGAAAUACACAAGAUGGAUUCUAGAAAAUUGUUGAUUGUACAUUAAGAGGUUAGUAGCUUAUUUAAUAUUGUAUAUUUUAAUAAAACACGUAUUACCGCUUUCUUACAUAUAAUUUCUUUGGACAAAAUUCUGUUAUUUAUGCUUGAAAAUGUUUAAAUAUUUUCCACGGGUCAUCUCCUUCGCCUCUUCCAAUCCCAAUUGAUACGCCAUAUCGUGUAACUUUUUCACUUCAGAUAUUAAACCACCCAUUGAUAAAUUUCCGAGUUCUAAAAUAAAAAUCAUCAUAUUUUCAGCAUAAUAAAAGAUAUUCCGUAUGAAAUUGUGUUUCUGGAUGUAAACUUACGAUGUAAUUGAUUUAUAUCAUCAGGUGUGAGACCAGCAGCCCAAGAUGACGGUUCUGUUUGAGGUGAAUUUUGCGCUACGAAUUCAUUUACACCUGGAACUUCAUUAAUUGUUAAUAUAUAUAUGAUAUAUCGUAAUUCUUGUCCAGAGUAGGCUAUAGAAUUGUAUAGAAUAUACUUACUUUGCUCAGGCCAUAGGUCAGGCGAUGCUCUAUCUAGUUUCUCUAAACUCAUAAGGCUUUCUUCUACACAAAUUAGAUCUAUAAAUGAAAAAUAUGUGAAUGUCUAAGAAAUUUAUUGUUACUUUAUUUAAGGGUAUGUUAAAUAUAUAUAUACCUGAUUGGUCCGUUGGAUCUUCUGUAGUCAUUAUGUUCAUUGGAUUCGUGUUACCUAACCUUCGUUCAAAUU
This is a messenger RNA of Bombus impatiens (common eastern bumble bee), 1877 nucleotides long. RefSeq names its product venom protease-like. Gene Ontology annotation, biological process: proteolysis. The record is from RefSeq and is a predicted model, not a curated record. NCBI's taxonomy places the organism in Eukaryota, Metazoa, Arthropoda, Insecta, Hymenoptera, Apidae. The transcript is spliced from 7 exons. Bases 38 to 1162 code for a protein of 374 amino acids. Gene Ontology annotation, molecular function: serine-type endopeptidase activity.